AUGGUCGGAACACCAUGGGCACAAACAACCACAGGGGUGGUAACCUAUCAGGCCAGUAUUCAGGUAAUGGUUUUAAAAGCUGGGAACCAGCAAGAGGUGGAAGAAGACCUGAAGACAAGUAUGACCGAAAGUCCAGUAUACGACUUGAUAUUGGGGAAUAUUGACGGAAUCAGAGAUAUUGCAAUUGGAGAAUAUGGAACCAUAUCAGAAGAGAAGAAAGUGGAUGAAACGGUGCACGAACAGGCAGCAGUAGUCACAAGAGCUCAGGCUUCAAAAGAAAAGGCUGCCCGGGAACAAGCAAUGUCGGAAGAGGUAAAGCAGUGUGGAAAACUGAAUACUUCUCGGUAUUAUGAACUCAAUGGAUUCUUGUACCGUGAAUUUACGUCUCCAAAACAUAACAAGGGUGAACCUGUUUGUCAGCUUGUUGUCCCUAAGGAAUUUCGAGAUGAAAUCAUGAAGAUAGCUCAUGACAGUUUAUUAGGAGGACAUCUAGGAAUGCAGAAAACAUUGGAUAAAGUACUGUCACAAUUUCAUUGGUCUGGGGUAAUGUCAGAUGUGAAACGUUUCUGUACCUCCUGCGAUACCUGUCAGAGGAUGACAUCAAAAGGAAAAGUUUCCAAGGUGGGAGAAAUGCCAUUAAUAGAUACACCAUUUAAACGCGUGGCUGUUGAUCUGGUUGGACCUAUUACACCAGUUAGUGACAGAGGAAACCGGUACAUAUUAACGGUGGUUGACUACGCUACAAGAUAUCCAGAGGCGAUGGCAUUGAAGAACAUUGAGACAGAAACCGUUGCAGAGGCAUUAGUAGACAUUUUCACUCGAGUUGGAGUUCCACAAGAAAUGCUUAGUGACAUGGGAGCACAAUUUACAUCUGGACUCAUGAAGGAGAUAAGUAGGCUGUUGUCAAUGAAACAGUUAGUGACUACACCAUACCAUCCCCAGUGUAACGGGUUAGUGGAAAGAAUGAAUGGCACGCUGAUGUCCAUGAUAAAGCGUAUGUGUACAGAGCGACCCAAGGACUGGGACAAGUACAUUUCGCCAGCCUUGUUCGCAUACAGAGAAGCCCCACAGGCAAGCACAGGGUUUUCUCCAUUUGAACUGCUCUACGGGAGAACAGUAAGAGGACCAAUGCAAAUAUUAAGAGAGAUGUUGACACAGGAAACCCUUAGUGAAGAGGUAAAAACUGUUUAUAAAUACGUUUUGGACCUAAAGGAAAGGUUAGCAGAAACAAUGCAAUUUGCACAAGAAGAACUGAAGAAAUCUGCUGGAAAAUACAAGAAACACUUCGAUAAGAAAGCGAGGCAAAGAACAUUUUCAGUAGGAGAGCGAGCUCUAGUUCGGUUGCCAACAAACCGAAACAAAUUGCUCAUGCAGUGGCAAGGGCCAUAUGAAAUUGUAGAGAAUGUUGGUGAAUCAGACUACCGACUUGACGUCAAUGGUCACGUGAAGACAUACCAUGCCAAUAUGUUGAAGAAAUAUGUGGAGAGAAUUGGCAAUGAGGAUGAAACUGUUCAGGCUGGAUUACUGAUACAUAUCGCAGCGGCCAUUAUUGAAGACGAGAAGGUACCAAGUGGUGAGAAGGACUGUUUAAGUGAGUAUGGUCGAUUUAAUGAAGAGAUACAAUGUCCUAUAAUAGAACAAUCAGAAUCUGUUGAAGAUGUCAAACUUGGUGAAAACCUAGAUGCCAAACAAUGCAAAUCUUUGCAAACAUUACUUCAAGACUUCCAAGACGUGUUAACUGACAUUCCUGGGAAAACCAAUUUGGUAGAACAUCAUAUUAAUACAACUACAGAUGAUCCAAUUCGUUCAAGGCCAUAUCCUGUUCCACAUGCUGUGAAGGAGACCAUAAACAAAGAAGUUCAGGAGAUGUUACGAAUGGGUGUCAUUGAACCAUCAGAUUCACCAUAUAGAUCACCAGUCGUUAUAGUGAAGAAACCAGAUGGCACUAAUAGAUUUUGUGUGGACUUUCGCAAGUUAAAUCAGGUCACAGUCUUUGAUGCUGAGCCAAUGCAAUGUCAGGAUGACAUUUUUGCACGCUUAUCCCACUGUCGUUACUUUUCGAGAAUUGAUUUGUCAAAGGGAUACUGGCAGAUUCCAGUUUUCGAGGAAACCAAAAAGUAUACUAGCUUUGCAACUGACACCGGGCUAUGGCAGUUUCGAAGAAUGCCAUUUGGACUGGCAUGCGCACCCGCUGUCUUCAGCAGAAUGAUGAGAAUGUUGCUGAAAGACCUUAGUGGAGUGGAUAACUUUUUAGACGAUAAGUUCCUGUUCACCGAGACAUGGGAGGAGCAUCUUACUUUGAUUGCAGAAGUCUUAGGGCGCCUGCGAAAUGCUGGACUGACGGCAAAGCCUAGCAAGUGCAUGUUGGCUUGUGAGAGACUUGAUAUCUUAGGACACCAAGUAGGGCACGGAAAAGUGGAACCAAACCCACAGAAGGUUACAGCAAUAGCUCAAGCCGAAAGACCACGAACCAAGACUGAACUUCGAUCCUUCUUAGGGCUGGUAGGUUAUUAUCGUAAGUUCAUACCAAACUUUGCCGCUGUGGCUGUACCAAUUACCGACCUCACCAAGAAAGGUAAACCCAAUACCUUGGUUUGGGAAUCACCUCAUGAAAGGGCAUUCAAGGAAUUGAAGGAACGAGUGACGAUAUCACCGAUUCUCCGAAUGGCAGAUUUAGGUAAGCCAUUUAUUCUACGUACAGACGCCUCUAAUGUAGGUUUAGGGGCAGUACUUCUGCAAGAACAUGAGGAUGGAAAGUUUCCGGUAGCAUAUGCAAGUCGUUAA
Molecule: messenger RNA, 2784 nt
Organism: Dreissena polymorpha
Lineage: Eukaryota; Metazoa; Mollusca; Bivalvia; Myida; Dreissenidae
Exons: 3
Coding region: 1-2784 (927 amino acids)
Biological process (GO): DNA integration
Molecular function (GO): nucleic acid binding
Source: RefSeq, a predicted model, not a curated record